AUGUCGGGUAUAUCAAAUAAUGAGAAAAGAAAGCCCUCAAAAGAUAAUAAGGAGAAAGAAAGUCUGAGUGUAACACCAUUUCUUGAUAAGGCAAAGGAGGAGCUUUACGGACAAAAGGCUAUAAUUUCCGAACCAUUUGAUAAUACCCUUUAUUAUAGAAACCCCGAAUAUUGGUCAACUCUAGCUAGAAGAGCAAAUAUACAUCUCACAGAGUUCGAAGAGGACUCCGGUAGCGCAGGAACCUUAAGUUUAGUUACAAAUGACAAUCACGCUGAUGGAAAUAUUAUCAAGAGUUCAGGAAAUAAUGACUCGAAGAACAGAAAUGUGGUCAUCAAUGGAAGUGGCGUAUCUUCCAGCGAUUUUCAAUGGUACGAAAAAUUGAAAGAGAGGUAUAACAAUUAUGUGAGCUCCUCAAAAAAAGAAGAGAAAGAGUUUUAUGAAAAUUUGGAUAAGGAAUACAGGGUGGAAAGAGAAAAAAUGCUUGUGAUUAAGGAAGACGAAACUAAAAUGAAGAAGCUCUCGCAGUUCAUAAAACAGCUCAGGCUUGGAAAAGUCUUAUCUGAAGGUGCAAACAGACAUAAGAGUGAAUCUGUUAAAGAAGAAGACAUUCCUCAGACCGAUGCAGAAUCUUUAGCGCAAGGUAUUGAUGAGGGAGAAAUAAGUAAAGCCGUCGGGGAGGAAAAGAAAGAUCAGCAAUAUUCAGAGAUCGUGAAUAUUCAUUCUUCUAGUGAGGAAGAAAACAUGUCAGAUAUAAACCAGACUGAUGAUGAACAAGAUGAUGGAACUUACAGCAAUGAUAAAGAAGAUAACGUAGCUGAUGCUACAUCAGUGAAUACACCAUCAGAAGAGGAAUCAGACGAACUUAAUAAUAGUGGUAAUUGCAGCGAAGGUGGCAACAGAAAUUAUGCAUACUCCGAACAAGAGGAUAACUCGGAAAAUAAGACUGAAUCAGGAGAACCUAGUAGAGAAGAUUCCGAAGAAGAAGAUUUCGAGUACUUACAGAAUGAGGAAUCUUGGCCACCAAGAAUCUCUGUUGUUCCCCAUGAGGAAGUUGACGAACAACAUGAAUCUAGGGGCUCCAGUAACUGCCCGGUAAGCGGAACAUCUGAGGAAUCACGGAUAUCUGAUAUAGAUGUAUCCAUAUCCGAAUCUGAAGCAGAUAUCGGAAAUUCAUCGGAUCAAGCUAAUAAUGAUGAAGGCUCAUCCGAAGAAAGUACAAGAAACUCGGUAGUGGAUUCUGGAAUAGCAACAGAGCGAGCAUAUGAAAUACAAUUGGAAGAACACUCUAAUGAAUCUGACGGAUCUUUAGGAGAAAGCACUUCUUAUGGUUCGGAAGUAGCAGAUGUUAACGGAAAUACCAUGGACAAUGCAAUAGCAAUUGAUAGUGAAGACGAAUCAGAUAGUGUUGAACAGGAGGAAAAUGAAAACUUUAAUGAGAAUCCAAAAACAAAUAUUCAGCCGGAAAUAAACUCCACAUUCACAGAUAAUAAUUACGCAGAUAUUAUUGAAAAUGCCAAUUCAACGGGCGACGCUUCAACCGAAAGUUAUUGGAUGCAUAUUGCAAGGUUGACGCAAGAAAGCGAAAAUGUUCCGGAAAUCGAUGAUGUGCAUCGUAGAUAUGCACCAGAAGAGUCAGAAAACUAUGAUGAUGAUGUGAUUAACAGCGAUGAAUCAGAAGCCGAUAAAACAGGCUAUAUACACGUUGCACCCUCCGAUUCGGAAUCGGAGUCCGAAAAGGAUACAACACAGCGGAAUUUAUUGAACGAAAACCAGAAAGUUGAUGCUAAUGCUACAUUUGAGUCUAGUUCAUUAGAUCCCCAACUUUUUGAAACUGCUGUUGAAGAUAUAAACACACAUUUGAUUGAUAACAGUACGACAGAGCAAAAUGCAAACUUGGGUGAUGAAUUUGAGUCUGGGCAAAAGCACCCCGAUUUUGAAAAGUUGAUAAUACCAGAAAAUACAAAAGAUAAGGUUUCUCGUACCUUGGAUAACCAAACGGCUAUUGAGUCGCAAAAAACUGCGUCUGGUGCAUCUGUAAAAUCAGUGGCGAUUGGAGACAAUGAUAAGCCAAGCACUCCAGAGUACGUUCCUCCUCCUCUGAAAAUACCAACACCACAGCCUGCGAAGCUUAAUCCAUCCCUAUUAGAUUUGCUCGACCAAUCAAUAACUAUUCACAAUAAAAACUCUGCUGGAAGCGUAACUGAAAAUGAUGAAGAUGUUAUAGUGGAUGAAGGAACCGGCAAAGAAUCAUCAACACGUGACACGAAUGUUACAUUGUUACCCAGAAAAAUAUGGGAAGACAAGGCUAUUUCACCGAAUAAUGCAGAUUCUCAUAUGGAAGAAAAUGACACCGUAGAGCAAACUUCUGAGAUUCUAUACAAGGAUGAAGUAGCAAAAGCUCCUGUGUCAAAUGAUCGGAAGGAUCUUGUUGGAAGAGAGAAACAUGGAAAAGAGUCAGAUGCUUUAGGAAAUCCCAACAAUCUAGAAAAUCAUGAAAAUACUAGUGAGGGAAGCAUUGGUGCAUUAUCCGAAUCAUCAAUGAUCAUGUCAAGAACUGAAGAAGAAGACGACACAGCUUACGUCACCGCUCUCUAUAACGAAACAUUAGCAACGGACUCGCCCGAGGUGAUACCUGCGAACCGCACAGUUUACAUAUCUAACGACAGCAGCGAUAAUGGGGAGAACGAUACUUCAGAUGCAUCAGCAAAUGAAUCCUUGAUAAGGGAGGAGGAGUCUGAGAAAAGUUCAGUGGUUAAAGAAUUACAAUCUACUUCUUUGAGUAACGAAGAGUCCGAAAAUGGUCAAGAAAUCGUGCCUGAUGUUGAAAAGGAUGCUGACGAGGCAAAUGUGGACCAGAUAGGUAAUACGUCAGGGAGGUUGGAGGAAAAAGUUGAGAGUAACGAACUUCACACUAGCGAAGCAAAGAAAAGAAGCUUAGAGAAUGAAAAUGAUGAGGAGGAAGAAGAUUCUUCACUGGGCAUCAAAAUAAGGCGUAUUUUAUCUUUUGGAUGGCUGAAGAGUGGAAGUAAAUUGAAGAAAUUGAAGACAGUGGAUCAAAUAGUUGAUGGGGAUUCCGCUCUAUAUGAUAAGUUUAGUGAACAAUCCAAGAAAACUCUAGCUGCUCAAUUGGAUAACAGAGACUCCGGGAGUGAUGGGCAGAAAUCUAUCUCGAAUAGCACCGAAAAGCCCACCGCAAUGAAAUUAAUUCAUGCUGCUGAAUCAUUUGCAAAUGAUGCAAUAAUGUCAUCAAGUUCUCUAGAUUUAUUGGCCGGGAACGAUGAUGCAAAUUCAGUUCACAAAUCAGCAGGUACUGAAUCAGUGAAAUCUGGAGAAGGAAGCAUUUCUGAGGCAUCUGCUGAUAUAAACAUUGCAAAUGCUGGCAAAAUUUCUGGGACAAUUAAAGAUGAAAGCAUUAAGGGCGAUUUGGGAGAUGAGGCUGCAUCCUCUGAGCUAAAUGAUAUCAAUGAUAACCAUUCAAGUGACGAAUCCAAUACGAAACUAGGGUCACAGCCUGCACUUAAUUCUCAAAAAAUGGAGAUGAACAGUGUGGUUGCCGCUGAUACGUCAUUCACUGAUGAGGAUAAAAAUGUGAAAGGGGAAUCCAUAGAUGUGCUCUCUGAUAAUACAGAUGAUGUUGCUGUCGAUGGAGACAUAAAUAAAGCAGGAAGGGAAGAGGCUGAAAAUAGUUUUCGGAAGGAGACUAAAAUACAGGAAUCUUUGAAAUCGGCGGCAUCACAAAUACAGUCUGCAUGGAAAGGAAUUAAGAAUUUUGUGUCUACAUCAGAUGAAUUAACAGGUGGGGAUGAAAUACAAAUAAACAGAGAAGAAGACAUAGAAACACAUAGAGAAGAGCCUGAACCUGAGGAAGCAGAGAUUGUUGAAAAAGAAUCAAAGAAAACGGUAGAAAAAGAAAACGUGCAGGAUAUAAUGGAAACAAAUGACAUAUCUAACGAAACGGCAGUUGCGUGGGCAAACAAUGAUGGCCACAAUGAUGAAGAUAAUGAAAAGGAAACAUUAAAUAAUGGCGACGAUGAUAGUAAAGUGACACAUGAUAGUUCAACCUUAGACAAUCCACUAAAUGAAGAUGAUGAUACGGUAAUCAAGAAUAAUAUUGAAACCCAUGUCAGUACAGAGAAUCAGGGGAAAUUAUCAAACAAAGUAUCCGGCGUUGAAAGCUUUAAAGGUGAGAGUGAUGAAACUGGUAAAGUGAAGCUCACUGAUACGCAGGAAGAAAAUAAUGGAGAAGAAGAUGUUCCAACUUUAGAAGUCAGAAGUCAUGAAUUAGAAAGAGCAGAUGAAAAGUAUGGCAAAGAAAUUGUUAUUUCUAAUGGUUCGGAAACAAAAAAUGAAACCACUGUCAACAAAGACCAUGUGACAAACUUUGAAAAGAUGAAACAAGGAGGGCUAUUGUCGAAGAUUCGAACGAUACUUUCCAAAGGACCAUCUAACAAUGGAGGGGCUGUUGAAACGUCAUCAAAUCCACAGGACUCUAGUGAUUUUCUCAAAUUGAAAGUAGACGAGGAUCUGGAUGAUAACGAGAUCCUGGCAAAAUCAGCUCCGGAUUUACUUGACUCUAAAGAGCAACCUUUAAAUGAUAUCGAGACAAUUGUGGUUCAACCUGAGAGUACGAAGACAGAUCAAACGGACAAAAUUUCUGGUAAAGAUGCUGUUGAGACCAUCGAGGUGAAACCCGAGAACAAAAUCCCGACGCCUUCAAUUAUAGACGAGGAGGUUCCUCAAACAAUUGUUGUCCAUCCAGAGAAAAAUCUUGAGACAAAUUUAAAGGAAGAAUUUCAGUCUGAUUCUUCAAGGAUCCAAAUUGUCCCUUCUUUACCCCCUGCAUCAAACUCUGACAUUGAAGAGAACCAAGAAAUUAGGGUCCGGAAGAGAGGAAGAUCUGUUGGGAGGGAUUCAAGUGUUGAAAGUUCCGAGAAUAAACAAAGACGCUUAUCGGAUGGUCGAACUGAUAGUGUUAGUCGCAGAACAAGAUCCCGAUCAAAAUCACCAAGAAGGCGCGAUCUUGCCUAUCGCGGACCUUCUAUUAGGCGGGCCAGUGGUGGAAGUGGAAUAUCGACAAGAAGUGGAAGGGUUUUAUCAUACGACUCUGCUCAAAUUGAAACUAACGAUCCAUCUGAAGGUGCGACAUUGACACCAAAACAAGAAGCGGAGUUGCCUCGUGGAAUUAGGAAUCUAGUCGAGGAGGCUGAAUAUUUUAUAGAAGAAGAUUCAGGGAAGGAAGAUGCCAAGACCUCAAAAUCAAUCCCGGAACUUUCAAAGGAUGCCAUAGAUACUGCUAAAACAUCUGAUAGUGAAAAUUUAAAACCUCACCUUGACUUUAAGGGUUCUUAUUUGGUGAAACAAAAGGAGGAUGAUGAAGAGCGCAUAACUACAGACGAUGAUCAUAAUAAGUCGAAAACAGAUGCGGAGGAAAACAUUGAUACUUCAAUUGCAGCGAGACUUAAGUCAAAUAGAUUACUUAGGGGAAGAGCCAGCAAGGCUGCUAUGGCGACGAGAGCCAAUCACUUAAAGCAAAGCUCCUCUAUAACUUCGGAAAAUGUUGGCGAUACAGAACGACGUCACAGAAUUUCCUUUAAGAAUGUGGUUAGAAAAAGAAGAACGAGAAUAAGAAAGAGAAGGACAAGAGCAAAAGGUAGGAAUGUCAGAAGAAGGAAGUUAUGA
Messenger RNA from Brettanomyces bruxellensis, 5679 nucleotides. RefSeq lists its product as uncharacterized. The transcript has a single exon. The record is from RefSeq and is a predicted model, not a curated record. NCBI's taxonomy places the organism in Eukaryota, Fungi, Ascomycota, Pichiomycetes, Pichiales, Pichiaceae. Bases 1 to 5679 code for a protein of 1892 amino acids.